Manis pentadactyla (Chinese pangolin) is the source of this 1279-nucleotide messenger RNA. RefSeq names its product cAMP-dependent protein kinase inhibitor gamma (gene PKIG). The transcript has 4 exons. Gene Ontology annotation, molecular function: cAMP-dependent protein kinase inhibitor activity. Gene Ontology annotation, biological process: negative regulation of cAMP-dependent protein kinase activity. Lineage: Eukaryota; Metazoa; Chordata; Mammalia; Pholidota; Manidae. Gene Ontology annotation, cellular component: nucleus; cytoplasm. The coding region runs from base 371 to 601 and encodes 76 amino acids. The record is from RefSeq and is a predicted model, not a curated record.
UGGAAACUGAGCAAGGGAGCUGAGUGGUUGACAUCAUCAGACUGAGCAUUGGGUUACAACAAAUGGGGACUUACUUGGCCCGAGACGUGGGAAACACCCACUAAAACCUCGAAGUGCAUUUCACUUGGGAGACUCGGAGAGGGAGAGAGAAAGGGCCAGAGAGUCUAGCCUGCACCCACCAGCCUGGUCUGCUAAUCUUAUCCUCCAAAGGGAGGCAUAAAUACUACCUUCACUUGUCACUGAGGACCACACGACUUUGAAGAAACUCUCUGCUCUUAAUUUCCACACUGACUAGUCCACAGUGGGAAACCUGAAGAGAUGCGAGCAGGAAAAAGAAACUAAACCAGGCCUGAAGAGCAAUGCGACCGGCAUGAUGGAAGUCGAGUCCUCCUACUCGGACUUCAUUUCCUGUGACCGGACGGGCCGUCGGAACGCUGUCCCUGACAUCCAGGGAGACUCUGAGGCUGUGAGCGUGAGGAAGCUGGCUGGAGACAUGGGCGAGCUGGCCCUCGAGGGGUCAGAAGCGCAGGCUGAGGCGGGCCCCUCUGACAAGGAAGCUGGCAACCCGCCGGAGAGCAGCGCUGGGACCACCUCGUCUUGAGUCUGUCCUCGCCCAGGGAGGCUCGAAGAGAGACCGGCUGUCCCCACCUGGACAGGGGGCCCUGGCACAGGCCCAGCAGCCUCUUCUCGGAGCCUUUGUCACAGGCAAGCCAGGCCAGAGUGAAAAGACACCCCCAGGGGCCACCAUGGCCCCUGCCCUGGGAAAGCCCUCUGCCCACAUCCACAGGCUCCACGCUCCCACCUCCUCACCACGCCCACGUACACUCUCAAGACACUGUAACCACAGGAUGGUGUUUAUCCAGUGGGCACCGGGACUCAGGGGCUGGGCCCUGCACCCCUGGGUGAGCCGCCCACCCAGCCACCUUCCUCUCACUGGCAGCCUGGGUGGGGACCAGGUCCCAGCUCUGCCCCUUCUCCAGCCCCAACCUUCUGGGUCAGAACCUUCAUAUCCCUUUUUUAAAAAACACUUUUAAACUUUGUAAAAAACUUCAUACCUUUUUUCAGCAGAGAGAGGGAGGGAGCUGACCUUUUAUUCUGGAAGCAACUGUCCACUAACCUCUUUGACCAUCUAUGCAGCUCUGAGGUUCCCUCAUGGGCCUUCACAGAUCCAGUUUUAGGGAAGGGAUUUUGUGCUCCAAACUAUCUGAUCAACUCUUACCCCUUUCUGUCAAGAGAAGUGACACCUAGGACCCAGAAAAUAAAAUGCUGAUGAUUUGUG